GAGGAGGAAGAGGAGGACAGAGACCGAAGGAGUCCCGUAGGGAGCAGGAGGAGGGAGAGUGGGGAAUAGAAGGGCGGGAGCUGACGUGUUGCUCCAGCCUCCCGCCCUCGCCUCUACAUCUGAGUUAAAAGCUCGUCUGGUCUCUUCGCUACCGGCGCCCCCCCCCCGCCCCUUGCAGGACCAGAAGCGGGGCCGCCUCUGGUCGGGACCCGCUCCUCCCGGUGCGCGGUGCCCGCCUCCAGUGUCCAGCAGGACGCUCAUUCCUUCUGUGGCAGCGGCAUUCGGAGCUAACCUGGAGGCUGGGGAGCUCCCGCCUUCCGCGGCACACCCUGGGAGCCUAUAACCGAGCAGAGCAAAGGAGCGGAGCCGGCGGGGAUACGGAGCUCCCGGGACUAGCUCCCCGCAGCCCAAGUUUGCGCUCCUGCAGCCGCGGCUGCCAAAGCCCACCUUCUCUUCCGCUGCCUAGCGGUUCCGACACUCUGAGAAGCCGGCCCCUACUUGUGCAGGGUUUCGGGAAGAGGACACUAGCUUCCCUCCCUAGCAGUUGUCCCAGUCCCUCGAGACCUGGGGUCCCGGAGAAAAUCUGAGCAUUGAACGCUGAGGCAGUUGAUCUGAAGGUGGUCGGCUGUGACCUUAGAAAUUCCUUGGCUGCUACCCCAGAGACAGCAGAGGAAGAUUAGUCACGAUUUCAGAGCCCGUUGGGGUCCCUGCCGAGUUGGUGCUCUGCACUCCCGAAGUCUGGCGCUGACCAGGCUAAGGUGGUCACCUGACCUUCCACCUCCGCGGAAGCCUGGAAGCUUUGUCCCUGGGACCCUCCAGUAGCCCGAGCUAGAAUGGGAUCAAUAGCUCCGGUCCUCCCUUCUCUAAGCCCUGAAUCUGCCUCCCCCUCUCUGACUUCUGAAUCUAUUCCUCAGUUUCCCCACCUGGUUUCAGGAGAGUGCUGAUGAGCCGCCAGAGACAGGUGGCAAGGGUUGAACCUGAAAACAUUCCUAAGUAAUCCAUUCUGGUCCCUUUUACCUGCCUGAUUCUCAAACGCUAGGUUCAAAGGCUAGGGAGUAAUUAGGCAGAGAAUACAUGGCCAAGUGGCUGAAGGACUACCUGACCUUUGGUGGUCGAAGGACCCCCCCACAACCCCCUAAACCCGAUUAUACAGAGAGUGAUAUCUUCCGGGCCUAUCGGGUUCAGAAGAGUUUGGACUUUGAAGAUCCUUAUGAGGAUGGCGAUGGUCAGGCGGAGCCAGACUCGACCUGCCCCAGUUGCCCCAGCAAGCCUUCCUGUCCUGGGGACCACCAAUACGGUUCUCCCAAAUACAGGCUCAUCAAAGUGGAGUCAGGAGAUCUGAACCGCAGUAAGAUGUUGCUGGGAGCUCCUGGGGAAGACAAGACAGCAGAUGACAGUGAGUAUUCGGAUCCCUUUGAUGCCCAGCCUGAAGCCCAGUCGGGUGCUCCAGAGCAGCUGCCUGCUGACAACAGCUACAUGGAGCCCUAUGAUGCCCAGUGUGUGGUAACAGACCUGCAGCUCUAUGACACACCCUAUGAGGAACAGACGGCAGGGGGCAGUCCUGAGGCUGAGCAGAGGCCCCAGCACAGCCGCCUGCCUCGGGAUGAUGAGCGGCCUGCUGAAGAGUAUGACCAACCCUGGGAAUGGAAGAAAGACCACAUCUCCAGGGCUUUUGCAGUGCAGUUUGAGAAUCCUGAGUGGGAGCGAGCCCCAAGCCUGACUAAGGAGCUUCAGAGGCCCCCAGCUAAGACCUCAGGCUGGAUGGGGAAGGGGCCCAACCCAGAGGAGCCCAGCCCCCAGCCAGCUGAGCGGGUGGACCCAGCCCUGCCCCUGGAGAAGCAGCCGUGGUUCCACGGCUCCCUAAGCCGGGCUGAGGCUGAGAACCUCCUGUCCCUCUGCAGGGAAGGCAGCUACCUUGUCAGGCAGAGUGAGACCAGCCAUCCAGACUUCUCUCUGUCCCUCAGGAGCAGCCAGGGCUACAUGCAUAUGAAAUUCACCCGGACAAAGGAGAACAAGUUUGUGCUGGGUCAGCACAGUGGGGUCUUCUCCAGUGUGCCUGAGGUUGUACAUCACUACAGCAUCCGCCCCCUGCCUGUGCAAGGCACUGAACACCUGGCACUGCUCCACCCCAUCACUGUGCAGAUCCCCUGACUGCCUUUGCAAUAGCACCCAAGGGUCAUCCCUGAGGCCUCAUGCUCAAUUGUCCUUCCUGGGCUGCUGCUGAUAUCUGGCCGUGGUACUCCCAUCCCAGGCAGGAUCUCCAGGCUGGAAGAGACCCCAGACCAUCUGGUCCAACCUCUCCUGAGCAACAUUGCUGACUAGUAUCCAGCCAAUCCUUGAAAACCUCCAGUAACGGGAAACUGACCACCUCCUGAAAUGUCCCUUUUUGCUUCUGGAUGGUUUUUGUUGUUAUCUAAUUGAAAUCUGCCUCUCGGAAACUUCUCUCCAUCACUCCUAGUUCUGGACUCGGAGAGCAAUAGAGAAUCAGUCUUAUCUCUGUCUCAUAUGUGAGCCCUUCAAAUGCUUGGAUGAUGGCUCUCCAUCAUCCAGGGUCAGCAUCCACAUGUCCUUCAACCGGUCAUCCCAUGUCAGAUCUCAAGGUCCAUCUCUGUCCCAGUCACUCUCCAGUUUGUCACUGUCCUCCCUAUAAUGGGGUCCCCAAGCCAACAUUACUGAUGAGAUCUGAUCAGGACACUCACUUCGCUAGUUCUAGACUUGGUGCUGCUCAAUAAAGGUCAAAAGUCAACUUGGCUACAAGGUUACUCUGUCCUGUUGACUUAUAUUGAGUUCCCUCAGGAUUCACUGAGUCACCAUUUCAGUUCCCCUAGAAAAAAAAGGUGUCCCUGGCUAAAACAAAGACACGGGCCCCUAGCUCAGCCCUACGGUUGACCCUAGACACAAUACUGCCAUCCAAGACGGCCCUGGGCUCUGCCCUUGCACAGAGAAGAGUUUGCUCUAGGCUGGAUACAAUUUACCUGGAGAAGUUACAAAGGGUGAGUGGAAACUCAGGCUUGCCCCCUCUUCCUCUACCACUUCCCAUCCCAGGCUGGAGGAAGCCAAUGGUGCAGAUGGACAGCCUUGUUCUCUGGGCCUGAGUUUUCAGACCCCAAGAGUUUUUCCCACUCUCUCCCACCCAAUAAAUAAGUUAUAUCUGACUCCUGCAUACUGUCAUGGGGGAGAAGUGGAAGACAAGAGCUUCUGUUGGGUGGGAGCAAGGUUGGCCCUCCCUACUGGCAUGUGGGAGCCUUUUCAAUCAUGCCCUGCCUUGGUUGCUAGCAUAGUCAAGGCACUUGGUGGGCAGGGUGAUGGAGGAUAGGGUGGAUCUCUCUGGCCAAGUUGGGAUGUGCAUGGCUCAACCCCUGCUUCCUUAAUCUCCCAUCCAUUAUAUGGGAGGGUGUCCCAUGGUUCACUCUUCUGGAAGGUAGAGGAACUAGGUGAUAGUCUGGGGCAAGGAAACUGCUGAGUGGGAGGGCAGAGACAUGGGCUAUGGCCUCAGCUCUGCCCUUUUCUUGCUGUGUGACUGGGCAAGCCCCUUCCCUCUUCUAGACCCCUAUCUCCUUGUUCAUAAAAUAAAAAUAUUAAUGAAGUGAUUUUAUUUUA
Messenger RNA from Phascolarctos cinereus (koala), 3600 nucleotides. It is a transcript of the gene SHD, whose product is annotated as Src homology 2 domain containing transforming protein D. Gene Ontology annotation, molecular function: phosphotyrosine residue binding. NCBI's taxonomy places the organism in Eukaryota, Metazoa, Chordata, Mammalia, Diprotodontia, Phascolarctidae. The record is from RefSeq and is a predicted model, not a curated record.